Molecule: messenger RNA, 1104 nt
Organism: Ambispora gerdemannii
Lineage: Eukaryota; Fungi; Glomeromycota; Glomeromycetes; Archaeosporales; Ambisporaceae
Source: the annotation of a GenBank genome assembly
AUGACGGAAAAACUACAUGUGCGCGAUGCGUUGAAUGAGUUGGACGAUAAACGCAUUAAACAAAUCAAACCUCUUAUUCCCCCUCAAAUUUUGAUGGAAGAUCUUCCAUUAACCAUGGCUGCAGCUCAAAGUGUGAUUAGUGGACGCACUGGAGCUGAAGCAAUCAUCAAAGGUCAAGAAGAUAGACUUUUGAUAAUUGUUGGUCCUUGUUCCGUUCAUGACGUUCGUGCCGCUCUUGAAUAUGGGGCAAAAUUGAAGGCUUACGCUGAUGAAGCCAAACCUGAUCUUUGUAUAAUUAUGCGAGUUUACUUUGAGAAACCGAGGACAACAGUUGGUUGGAAAGGAUUAAUUAAUGAUCCACAUUUGAAUAAUAGUUUCCAAAUAAAUAAAGGACUACGUAUUGCGCGUAAACUUUUACUUGAUUUGAAUCAAUUAGGUAUCCCGUGUGGCUGCGAAUUUUUGGAUACGAUAACACCACAAUAUCUUGCCGAUUUGGUUGCAUGGGGCGCAAUUGGAGCGAGAACCACAGAGUCACAAGUUCAUCGCGAGCUUGCCUCUGGAUUGUCGGUGCCUGUUGGCUUUAAAAAUGGUACGGAUGGAAAUAUUUCUAUUGCGGUCGAUGCUAUAAAAGCAGCCACUGUAGGCCAUCAUUUUCUAUCGGUUACAAAACAAGGACUAAGUGCCAUUGUGGCAACCGACGCAAGUGGUGCCAAUGGACCAAAUUAUUCAGUUGAAAAUGUUAAAAAUGCUGUAGAAAAAUUGGAAGAAUCAAGAUUGUCUCCUCGCCUGAUGAUUGAUUGCAGCCACGGGAAUAGUCAAAAAGCUUUCAGUCGUCAGAUUGACGUGGCAAAAGACAUUGCUGAACAACUUAAAUCUCCAGCAACUGGCUUAAAUAUUAUUGGCGUAAUGAUUGAGAGUCACCUUAAAGAGGGUCGACAAGAUCUUCCACCGGAGGGCCCUUCAUCUCUCACUUACGGUCAAUCCAUUACUGAUCCUUGUAUUGGUUGGGAAACUACUGUUGAAGUAUUAAACAUUUUGCGUGAAAGUGUUCGUCAAAGACGCUCAACUCGUGGAUUAUACGCAAAUUCACAAUUUAAUGCAUAA